AUGAUCGACACUAGCAGAACCAGCAUGGCUCCACCACCCGUGCCUUCACGGCUCCAGAAGCCCCAACCAAUCCUCAUCCCGGCUUCCCACCUUCCAUCAGAAGGCCACAGCAAGCCUCUCGUCCACUUUUUGGUCGGCGUAGUGUUGCUGCACUUCGCGUUGUCUGUUGGAGGGUUCCUUUUUCUGUACUACAAAGAAGAGCCAUAUUCAUAUCAAAAGCUUCCCUCGUUUCAAGGAAGAGUUGGUUUCUCCUCCGCAGAAAAGCAAGAAGACGCCUACAAAGCCUGGGCACGCAUGGUAGUCGAGCGGCAGUUGCUCUCUAAUCAAAUAUCAUCUGGUUACCUUCGGUGGGACAUACAGCACUCGGUUCGAAAGAGUGUCAGCCAUUUUCACAGCACCUGGCUCACCAUCCUGGAGCCCGGCGAUUACUUCGUCUACUCCAGGGUGACCUUCUCCAAAGACCACCCGAAGCUCCCGCUGGCCAGCAGGGUCAUGAUGAGGAAGACGGAGAAGGCAGAGGAGCAGGUGGUAAUGAAGGCCUACUGCAGCCUGAGCAGCAACUCGUCCAACCCGAACAUGUGCACGGCCACACAGCAGGAUCUGAUCACGCUGGAGAAGGGGAACCAGCUCAGCAUCUGGGUGCAGGUCCUCUCACUCGUGGAUUAUGAGGAGGGUGCAACCGCCUUUGGGAUUUACAAACUGUAG
Molecule: messenger RNA, 705 nt
Organism: Nematolebias whitei (Rio pearlfish)
Lineage: Eukaryota; Metazoa; Chordata; Actinopteri; Cyprinodontiformes; Rivulidae
Gene: cd40lg
Product: CD40 ligand
Exons: 4
Coding region: 1-705 (234 amino acids)
Biological process (GO): immune response
Cellular component (GO): membrane
Molecular function (GO): tumor necrosis factor receptor binding
Source: RefSeq, a predicted model, not a curated record